UCUAAUAUGUAUUUUACUUAUUUUUAUAUUCCUAUUAUUUGUAUGUUAUGUUUAUAGUUUAAAGACUGGCAUCUAUUUUUCCGAUUGUUUCCUUAUCUUGGACUGUGUAAAUAUUUCAAUCAUGCUGGCGACAAAGUUAUUGCUGUUCAUACUAUUCGUUCACACAUGUCAUUGCUUGGAUAAGAUGUCAUGUAACUCGUCAACUCGUGUCAUCAUUGUCACUAGCAAGGCUGGUGCAGUACAGUGCGAACAAGACAAAGGACAUAUGAUAUGCCCCAAUCUAACUUCAGCUUUAUCAGAAAAAAAUUUAAAUGGCACUUGUAUAAAAUUGCUUGAAUCACAAACUUUAUAUCAAACUAUCCCAUUACUUAAUGUACAUAACUUUAUUUUGAUUGGGAAUAACUUUAAUUGUUGCUGCAAUCAUGAGAAUGCUUCUGUUGGAUUGUCAUUUGAAAACUCCUCCUCUAUUUCUAUUACCAAUAUAAUAUUUACUGGAUGCGGAGGUAAAUUUCCAUCAACAUCUGCACCACCAGACGGGACCAAUCACAUACCUUAUAUAUCAACGGCUUUGCAUUUUAAACAGUCAAACAAUAUAUUAUUUUCUGAAACACACAUUAUUGGAAGUAUGGGUUAUGCAGUUACAAUGUACGACUGCGGAGGACCUAUAAGGUUUCAAAAAUCACACUUCGAGUCAAACACUCCUGUUCCGUUCGUUACUUCGGAUGGUAAAGUUUAUGAUGGUUAUACAUCUGGAGGCGGAGUUUAUUUAGAAUAUACAUCUAGCAGUCAUGCAGAAGCGUCAAAUAACAUGAUUGAUUUUCAUGAAUGCUAUUAUGUUCGUAAUGUGGGAGAGAGCUAUUCAGCUGAUACUGAGAACUAUACACCUUUUGGUCGCGGAGCUGGCAUGUCCAUCUUUUUUAUGGGAUCAGCCAACAAUAAUUCUGUCACUAUUAGAACAGGUACUUUUGAAGUAAAUAGGGCUUCAUGGGGGGCUGGCUUAUAUGUUAGUUUUGGAAAAUAUUCGAAUAACAACGUAAUUAAUGUUACAGAAGGCACCCUAUUUGCUAAAAACAAUGCGUCUUUAUCUGGAGGAGGAAUGAGAAUUGUUGAUGAUAAUGAUAAUAAAUUGUUCUCCAAUAAUGUUGUAAAGUUAACGGAAACUGAUUUUCAGGCAAAUUAUGCUAGGGUUGGAGGUGGGUUUAGUCAAUACCGUGGUCGUGUUUUAUCUUCAGAUGGUUUCUUUAAGCAAUCAGUCGAUUUAACCUUCACAGAAUGCAUUUUUUCAGUAAAUCAAGCGCGGUUAGGGGCAGCAAUGUAUUUGGAGCAAUCUGCUGCUUCUUUUAUAAAUUUAAAGUUUAAGGAGAACAACUAUCCAACAAGAGAGGCUGUUGUGAAUGAAACUGCCGUUGGUGUCUUAUAUUCAUAUAGAAGCAAGAUCGCUGUUGGUGGUAACAAUGAAGCCUUGCGCAAUUAUAAAACAGUUCUUGUAUUGGAUUAUAGUACCUUAACUGUAGAUGGAAAAUUUACAUUUGUAAGCAACAAUGGUGACACAGGUGGUGCUAUAGCUUUGUAUGAGCAUUCUAAAAUUUAUCUCACAGAUUUAACGGAACUUUUAUUCCAAGGAAAUACAGCGAACAAAGGAGGUGCAAUUUAUAUGAAGCAGUCAGGUCCAAAGAUAAAGUUCAAGUACCAACAAAACCUACAUCUUUAUAACUGCUUCUUAUUAUUUAAAAACACAUCUGCGGAUACAUUCAAUGGAAACGUAACUUUUAUUGACAACGUAGCGUCUAAAGAAGACGGAAAUGCAAUACAUGCCACAACAUUGCAAGAUUGUUUACGCAAUAAUGAAAAAAAUGCAUCCGCUGUUUUUACAGCAUGGAGACAUUUUAAUUUUACAUCGCAUCAAUCCAUUGCUACUGACCCCUUAGACAUUAUUCUAUACGAUCAAUACUGGGAAAACAUUUGGCCUGGAAAACUGUUUAAACCAAAAAUGAAGGUGAUUGAUGAAACGCUGAAGUCAGUAUUAGCAACUGUUGAUAUAAGGUUGUCACCCAGUGGUAUGUCUCUUAGGAAUGAUUUUACACGGUUUGUUGUUACUAAUGAAGAAAUCAAAUUGACUGUUUUGUCUAAUAGUCGAAGGCAGAUUUUUAAUGUCACAAUUCAUAGUUCUUCCGGGAAAGCUCAAGCGCGAACAAUCAAGAAUAUUCAAUUGUUAUCUUGUCCAUUUGGAUACUCCUUUUCCAAAAGAGAAUGUGUUUGCAGUCAAAAUUUGGAGAGAGGUAUUUCCCAGUGUAUCGGGGAAAAUGUAUAUUUGUUUGAUAACAUGUGGGCGAAACCUCAUCAGGAGGCUCAACAGCAUGAUGCGGAGAAAAUAUUAUAUUGUCCCCAGGGUUAUUGUAAUGAUGACUGCAAACCACCAAAUAAUUCUAUCAAUAAAGUAGAAUGUCUUUAUCAAAAAUAUAACCAAUGUAAAAACGGUCGCGAUCAAAAUUCUACUCUGUGUGGAAAAUGUAGAAUAAACUACUCUGUCACCUUUGGAUCAGAAAGAUGUGCAGAUUGCAGAGCAAAAUGGUGGUUUAUUAUUUGGCUGGUACCCUCCUUGGUAAUAUUUUUUGGCAUUAUCAUUGUAUUUGUGUUGUUAGCAAAUUUUGACAUUUAUGACAACUAUAUAAGCGUUAUAUUUUUUUUCUACCAAGUUGCCCAUUUAACGAGAACACCAACGCAGAAAUAUGAUCCUGUCAUGCGUUUCUUUAGUGGAAUAAUAAACUUAGAUGGACUUCACGUGUCAGAGGAUUCAUCAAUAUGUGUUUGGGACGGCUUCAACGACAUGCAAAAAAUGGCUUUUAAUUAUAUCAUACCGUUUAUAAUGAUAGUUUGGUUGGGUGUAAUAACCCUAAUCGGAACCUGCAAAAGAGAUUUUUAUUUCAAUAAAACAAAGUGUCUUCGUGCCUUCGUGUUUGUGAUGACCUGGGCAUAUAGCGACAUUACACGGAUUACAUUCAGCUUGUUACAUAAAGGUGUUGUAGAUACAUCUGAAAACUCCACACGAUUGUACAUUUAUGGCGAUGUUAGGUUUUUUAAAGAUGAGCAUCUUUACAUUGGAUCAAUUGCCAUUGUAUUUCUUGUUGUUGUUGUGAUUGGAUUUCCGUUAUUACUGAUGUUCGCAAACUUAAUACUCUCCUGCAAAUUCGUACACUUCAAGCCAAUUUUUGACUUGUUUAAUUAUUGCUUCAAGGAUACGUUUAUUAGUCAGCUUUUUCCGUCCUACUAUUUUGUAUGUCGUUGUAUUUUACUUGCUGUUUCCAUAUUAUCUCCCAAAGAUCAGGCCCAACUGACACGAUUGGCUGUUAUUUGCAUUUUUGUGUUAGCUAUCUUUUCAGUCCUUAAGCCAUACAAAAAAAAUCGCAUCAAUAAUUUUGACAUGUUUGUGUUGGUGAAUUUAUCAGCGAUAGCUUUACUUAGCAAUGGUAAACGAAGCCUCUAUACCUUCGAUCCAAUGGACGAAAUUCUGCAUGAUGUGAUGCAAGUGUUGAUGUGGCCACCCUUGGUCCUCUUUUUUAUUUUUCUUGCAUGGAAAUUGAUAAGAAGGAGAGUACCGAAAGAUAGACGUCCAGCUCUUCUUGAAGCUUGCGUUUGUACAGAUGACGAAACCGAGUAAAGAAAAGUACGAAUUUAUUUUCAUUGUAAAUUAUAUAAAGAUUUGAACUUGAGGCUAGUAAUGUUUAAAUCCUUUUAUUAUACAUUCUCCGGUCAAUGUAUAAUCUGACAGACCAAUUCCAUAUAUUGCAACAAGUUGUGCAACAAAAACUUUUUGAAUAACACUUCUUUUACACGGUCAAAAAGAAGUUAAGACAAACGAGUUUUAUUCUGAAUUUUUGUGUAUUUUUUUCAUGUACAAUUUGUUUUUUAAAAAAUUUUGAAAACAAAAGUUGGAGAAAUUAGUUUUUUGCGAUCAAUUUUGCGCUAGGAGUUUGCAUGAUUAAAAUUUAAAAUGUAAUUUGCAGUAUAGAAAAGGCUGCAGUAUGAUCUAGUUCGAAUAAACUAGCACUGUAUUGUUUCAGGAUAAAGGACAGGUACGUAGCUUUUUCUGUUUUUUUUUUCAUAUCAUAUUAUGUUGAAACGUUAUUAAAAGUAGGAUUUUGAAGCAUUGAAAAAGGCGAUGAAAAAAACAAAGAUUUAAUAAGUUGUAUCUAAAAUAAAUUACGGAGCUUACGAGUUAACAACGACAACAGCGACCUCUUAAGUGGUAACUAAACAGGGGACAUUUUAAAAUCACAAAAUAUAUAACAUAAAUAACAUUUGUAGAUAAGGAUUUAGUCGGAAAGACGGAGCUACAUAAUUUCCAAAAAUAUAAAUAUGCAAACAAUAUGUUGAUAUACAACAAAACACAUGUACAAAUCAUCUUAAAAAUUCUGGUAUAUCUUUAUAAAUUAAGUUUUUAAGCCCAUAUACAACAACGCAAAAGUCACGUUCUCUCGUGAGAAUAAAGCUUUUCAAGUCAGUCCGCCAUAAAGAAAACGGUUGUAGAUUUACCCAGCCCAGCGCUUGCGCAGUAGAAUAAUUUGGCGUCACGACGUCACCGUUGUUGUUUUGUAAGCUCUCUAUUAUGGCUUCUAAUGAAAAUACUUUUUACGACUGUCGCUUGAAAUGGCGCAAAAAUAGAUUAAAAUUGUACAUAGAUUAUAUUUGAUUUAGUAAUAUUUUUUUGCAAAAAAAAAUGUGUAAACAUGUGUAAACAUUUGACAUACGUUCGUAAAGUAUAUUUUCGUGUAGUUUUCUUUGCUUUUUGACAUUUUAUCUUUUUAACGGAAAGUCAUAAAAUAGAAAAACAAUUUUUUGAAAUGUUUUUUUCCACUUCCAAGUGAUUGCAUUUAUUUUUUUUACAAAUUUUAACAGACAUAGCUACUGGCAUAGCAAGUCUAAUACGACAAUUAAAUUUGACAUUUCAUACCAUUUCUUUCAUCCUCUCUUUAAGUUCUAUCUAUUGCUAAGUUCUAUCUAUUGUUGUUUAAAAUACUACAUAAUUUUGAUUUAGUAAUAUUUUUGCAAAAUAAAAUAUUUUAUAAAACCUCGUUAAAACAUGUAUAUAUAUUUUUUAGGUUUUUAAUUGCAUAUUUCAUAAAUAUAAUUUCUAAGUUUUUAUAUAAUUUAAAUAUCAGCAUUACACCUUG
Molecule: messenger RNA, 5171 nt
Organism: Hydractinia symbiolongicarpus
Lineage: Eukaryota; Metazoa; Cnidaria; Hydrozoa; Anthoathecata; Hydractiniidae
Exons: 3
Coding region: 122-3658 (1178 amino acids)
Source: RefSeq, a predicted model, not a curated record